UCCGAGGCGCGCCGGUUCCGCUUCCGAAUUUCAAAAAUCGAACGCCGAUGUAAACAAAUGACCGUUUUUAAAUUGGAACGCUAUUUUGAAAUUUUAGAAUGAGAGGAUUCUAUUGGGCGAUCUUCUUUUGUUUUUCUCUUUGCAUUGCUUUUACGUGUUUUUUAUAAUGAGGACUGUUUUGUGCUUAGUUGUAUAUUAAUUGUGUGCAAGAUGUGUGUGUGUCGGUGUGUUGUGAUGUGUGUUUUGUUUAUGUUGGUGAUUGUGUCUGUGGAAUCAAGUUUAAUUCAAGUUGGCGAUGUAGCACACAAUUAUACGAGCUACCCCUGCACAGACCAGUACCACCUGGUGCUAAUUCCUGGAGCCCUAACCGCUGGUAGCAGCAACAGAGCCUGUGUGUCUAGGUUCCAUCCCGACGGUCCAGCUCACGUCACACUGACCUUGAGAGCUGAGGAUCAGGAGACUAAAGCUACUAGAGAUCUCCCACCUGGCGAUGGAGGCUGCCUGGAUCUACCCGUUCCUCUGCAACCGAAUACCAAAGCAGAGUUCAUUGUAAAUGUCAGAUACCCAGAACUCUGCACUUGGGAACGCCGGCUCACACUCCGGAUAUCCAGCGGCAGAGUCAUCGUGUUACAUACCGAGAGGGCCCGGUAUAGGCCAGGGGACACCAUUCGCGCCCGAGCUUUAGUGCUUAAAGCGGAUCUGGCACCAGUUCAUGGCAGUAUCGAAGAGAUGUGGCUGGAAGGUCCGCCAGGUGCGUGGGAAGGAACUCGAGCAGCUCAGUGGAACCGCGUUCGAACCCGGCUUGGCUUCGGGCAGAUUCAGCAUGAGCUAGAUGCUCAAGCACCACCUGGACGGUGGACGCUGAGGGCUAAAUUGGAGGAUGGGUCACAGGGUUCUACAGAGUUCAUAGUGGGGAACUACGAGAUACCACCAUUUCAGCUGAGCGUGAAACACGCGGCCAGGGUGCUGAGAACCAGCGAGCGACUUGUCUGGACUGUGUGUGUUAGGUAUCCAUGGACGGAAGCAGUAGAAGGUAUGCUAGUGAUCCGCCUCCGCGGAGCUGGAGUCAACUUCUCCACAGACACAACUCCAGGCGUUCGGACGGCAGUCCGACUGCGCGCCCCGAAGGCUUGCCACAGACAUGCAGUCGCUGCGAGAAGGAUAGGCUUGGAUGGGGGCAACCCCCCUGAUGUUGUUGUUGCUGACUUCUCGUUUCAGGAGGAGGGUACGAGGAUAUGGCAGAACACGACGGUAGUCUCUCAAGUGGUCGACAAAGCUGUCACUUUGCAAUUUCUUACCAAGCACCGAGUGGUCCUAGCUCCAGGAUUGCCUUACAAAUUGAAGAUAAAAGCAACUCGCUGGGACGACAAGCCAGCAGCAAACGAGCAUGUCCGCCUAUGUCGUUCAGCGGCGGAUCGCUCCGAGACUUGUGACGACGCCGUGACGGACGGCAGAGGCGUCGCCAGGGCCAUGUUUACUGUGGACGAUAAUGCCAACGCUUUAUACAAAUUUGAGGCAACCCUCAAAAAUGACAGCAGCACAGCAGCGCCCCCACUUUACUUGCCAGUCCGAAGAACAGGAUCUAUCCAUGCUGCACUUGGGCCCCUGCGCGGUGACACUAACGCCAGGAGCUUCGUACCACUCUACUUGAGCAAGGACGUUGAUACAUCACUGAGCGUGCAUUUUGUGGUCAUAACCCGCGGCGGCACCAUCUACCGUUGGGGCGUGACCACCCAAUGCCCAAUAUCCUCAUCAACCAAUCAAAUUCACGCUGCGUCAAGAAACAGCAAAUGCCCGCACCAAUCCCAGCGUAGCAGUGACUUACAGACCAAGCAAUUUCACCUAUCAGCGAACAGCAGUGGUUUCAUCCACCAAUCCGAAGGCAUCCUGGAUAGACAUUUGCUGAGAGUCAUGCUGCCGAUUAAAAUGACGCAUCAGAUGUGCCCCGACAGUCAUUUGGUGGCGUACUUUUAUUAUAGAGGAGAGCUGGUCAGCGCUGUCAAGCAUAUUGAGAUGGAAGAGUGUUUUGUUAACAAGGUAGAACUAGCCUGGCUCUCCCGCCAAGUAGCUCCUGGCGCCAGCGCCUCUCUCUCCAUAACUACCAACGAGCUGGCCCUCUGCGGCCUCUCCGUUUUGGACUCGGCCUCGCGCUGGCUAGCCCCUGUGCCGUCAGCUAAGGAGUCCAUUAUGGAGCGCUUGAGGAGUAUUAUUGAGAGUCAUAGGAAUUUGACGGAGUAUGAUGCUAGCGGAAAAUGCUACCUGACAUCAGACGAAGAAUCGCCACCGUCCAGCUCCAUCCUCACGCACUUGGCAGAAGGUGGCGUGCGCGUCGCGGGCGGCGUGAUGCACGCAUGCGCGCCAGCCCCCGCGCCGGCGCCGCUGCGCGAACAAGUGCAGCCUAGGACGGACUUCUCUGAGGCCUGGCUGUGGCGUUUAGUGGCUGUUGGCGUGAACGGGACAGUGAUAACCAGUGCACGGGCCCCGGACUCCAUUACACGGUACGAGGCCACAGCGCUCUGCGUGUCGAGGAACGGCCUCGCUGUGUCGCCACCGGCCUCUAUACAGGUUUUCCGAGAAUUCUUUAUCCAUGCAGAUGGACCGAAAAGACUGAAACGAGGGGAUUCGACUAUUAUUCAAUACCGCAUCUUCAAUUACCUUUACGAGUCCCUUAAUAUCGAGAUUCAAGUACUAGCCGACCCGCACUUGGAAGUCCCAGACCGUCCCGAGGUGGCGGCGAUGCCAGCUCGUGCGAGCGUGACGCGACGCGUGACGCUGCGUGCGGCGUUGCCAGGCUCAGCUCGCCUUGCUAUACGUGCGCGUGCCCCUGCUCAAGGAGUUAGUGAUGAGAUAAUAAUCCAGAUACAAGUGGAUCCAGAAGGUGUUCCAGCUCAAGACUUUCAUUCCGCUCUGCUUUGUGGACCAGGUAGUGAAGUAUCCAGUACGUCCGAAGUGUCCUGGUCAUGGCCCAAGGUUGAAGCUAUACCCGGCUCUGAAUCCGUCACCGUUUGGGCCAUAGGAGACAUUGCUGGACCAUUGCUUGCGGAUGCAGACUCCCUAGUACUACUACCGCGAGGUUGCGGAGAACAGAACAUGGCUCGACUUGCCACCAACCUUCUGGCCCUCAAACAGCUGGACCCUAAGAGCCCAGCAGCUUCGUCGGCCAAAGAACACGUAGCAAGAGGUUUCACUCGUCAGCUCCAAUACGCUCAUCCAUCGGGUGGGUUCAGCGCAUUCGGUUCCUCAGAUGAUCCAUCCACUUGGCUCACGGCCUUCGCUCUUAAAUAUCUCAGAAAAUCUCAUGAGGUGGUCUCCCCAGGAAUGCCACCGCCACCAGUGUUACGCCGCGCGGAACGUUGGCUGAUGUCGCAACAAAUGGAGAACGGCUGCUUCAGGAAUGAGGGGCAGGUGUUUCAUCGUGAACUGAAGGGUGGUCUCAACGAAGACGGUGAAAUCGCGAACGUAGCUCUAACGGCCUACGUCAUAACCUCCCUAGUGGAAGGGGUGUCAGAUCUCCCGUACAGAGUGCUGAAGAACACGCUCCACUGCCUCCGAGCGCUGCCGCCCUUGAAGACCAAGUCCCCGAACAGGGUCUACGCUCAUGCUGUGCUGGCUUACGCGUUCAUGAGGCUGAGGAGGUAUGAAGAGGAGUUAAGGAAAAGUAACGAGGCGAGCCCAGGGGUGGAGGGGUUGGAAGACGACGAGGAUAUCAGGGAGCUGGUGGAACUCAUGAGAAUGGCGAGGAGGACUGAAGAGUUAGUUUGGUGGGAGGCCAGCAGUCUGGCAACAUCAGUAGAAGCGACAGGCUACGCGCUACUAGCGCUCACGUCGUGUCCUCACACGCUGCGCGCUAGCUGCGCGCACGACGCCCGCGCCGCUACACGCUGGCUGUCCGCGCAGCGGAGAGCGCAGGGCGGGUUCGUGGCCACACAGGACACCCUAGUCGCCCUAGAAGCUCUAACAUCCUGGGCAGCGUCCCAGCCCCCUGGGCCAACGCACCUCACCGUCACUGUCAAGAGCGGGAGCGCAACAUCUAGCGUCCUGCUCACACCUGAAGCUAAAGUCCCGGAGUUCAUGAAGGUGGCAGUUGGGAAGCUGGAAGUGAAUGUGGAAGGGUCCGGAUGCGCGCUGAUACAGGCCACCCGCGCGUACCACACUCUAUCACCGGGAUCCAGCGAAAGUCUUCUAUCUGUACAGGUAUCCGUGCGCACCGACGGCGCUUUCAACUGUGACAACGACACCAAUUGUUUCUGCGCUGCUGUUGUUGAGGCGUGUGUGGUAUGGACGGGGGAAUUCCCAGAGAUGGCGUUACUGGACAUCACGCUGCCCAGCGGUUUCGGCGCCGACGCGGCGCUGCUCUACGCUCAGCUUCAAAAGACUGAUACACUUCUCCCUCGCAUCGAGUUGUCCCCAAGCGCUGGUCGCGCCACACUAUACCUAGCAGCGCGCGGUGGUCGUCUGCAUGGAGCUCAUCGAUGCUUCACCGUUCAUGCUGUAGGGCCUGCGGCGGCUACCAAACCUGCUUACGUCAGGGUUCAGGACUAUUAUGUACCAGCGCAUAAUGACACACAGAUGUACACGAUACCAGAAGAUUGUCCAUCAAGGAUCUCACAAAGGAGCAACGACUAUUUACGCUCAGACAACUUGUUCACCAAAUCCUUGUCAGAAGAUGGAGAAAUUCUGAUCAACGACGAAUUCACUUUCGAAGAUGUGCCUGAUGGCAUCCCUUUAGAAGAUCCUAUUUAUGAUAAUCUGACGAAAAAAGACGCAACAGAAAACAAAAAUGUAGAUGGAAAUAAACCCAGUAACAUAGAAGAAGAUAAUCUGUCAAAAAAAUACGAGACAGAAAAAGAAAAUAUACAAGAAGAUAAUCUGAAAAUGAUAGAUGAGCCUGAAAACAAAAAUAUAUCUGAAAAUGAUCCUAUUAACGUUGAAGAAGAUUCUCUGAAAAAGAAAGACGAGAAAGAAUAUAAACAUACAAAUCCACAAACCAGUGACUUAGAAGGAAAUAAGGGAAGGAUACCCAAAUUAGAAUCUGAAAAUGAAAUCAUUAGGAUUGAUGAUAAAAUUGAAAGAAAUUUCGAUGACAUAGAAGACACUAACGUUAACCCAGGAAUAAAAUAUAAUAAUACAAGCAUUGAGAUAUCAGCUGAUGAUUCAGAAACUGAAGCUCAAUCUAAAGAAGUGAAAACUGAGCACAGAAUAGAAAUAAGAGACGAUACAAAACAAGAGGAACAAGUAGACAAUCCUAAGCUAUCUAGUUUCCAUGUCAUCAAUUCGGAUAAAGAUCUAGAUGUUCCUGAAGGGAUAGAAGGGCCGGUGCCAGUAUCUGUAUUGCCACCGCCGAAUUUCGUCUCGGUAACGCCUAAUACAGCACCUAACGCCUUCUCAUCAGUCCCAGUCAACCCAAAGGCAUUUUACAGCUACCCGCCUUACAGUUACUACGUUUUUUCCGAACCUAGGCAUAGAUACAUUUAUAAGCGAUAGACUGAUAGUUUUAAAUUGUGAAUCCGUGUUAUUAUUUAACUUGGCGCCCCGUGUGUGCCGUGUGUUAUUUUUCACCACACUAACUGGUAAUACCUCUCUUGAUUCUUCGAAAACAGAUAGAAAAAUUUUCAGCACAGUUGCCGUAGCCGAAUGGCAUUUCUCCAACGCGAAAUGAAAACGAAACACUG
This is a messenger RNA of Leguminivora glycinivorella, 5672 nucleotides long. RefSeq names its product alpha-2-macroglobulin-like. NCBI's taxonomy places the organism in Eukaryota, Metazoa, Arthropoda, Insecta, Lepidoptera, Tortricidae. The record is from RefSeq and is a predicted model, not a curated record. The transcript is spliced from 32 exons. Gene Ontology annotation, cellular component: extracellular region. The coding region runs from base 211 to 5484 and encodes 1757 amino acids. Gene Ontology annotation, molecular function: endopeptidase inhibitor activity.